AGAUUCGUGCGGUAUUUGGACAAGGAACUUUGUCCGACCUUCGAUUUACCCAUCGAAUGAGACUGAAGCGUAUAUAGCUGUGUAUGGAAUGUUAAAAUAUCAUCAUGACGGAAAGUCUCGCAGAUCAACUGAAGAACGUGAAACUGAAGAAGUCGGCCGAGCCUAUGAAGGACUUUUCCAAUCCUAAGACCAUGGGGUUCACCAGCGCCCAGGAAAUUCGGGAUUACGAGGAUAAGGUACUGGACGUUAAUACCGAGCGCUGGAUACAGCUUCUCAGUGACGUCACAUUCCCGACAGUCACGUGCCCUUUCACCCUCGAUGAUGCCAAACUCUUCAUCGAGUGUUACAAAAGGAUAUUUGACAACAAAGAUGCUGAAACGACCAUGAUGACCGAUUGGAAAGCUGCAUUGGCGUCAACUGAAAAGGAGCAUUUGGCUGAUCUCACGAAGAGACUAGACUCUGCCAUGUCCAUCUUCACCGAAGAGGAUGGAUGUGCAUUCGUAAAGUUGUCUUCCAGGAGUGCUAAGGACGCGCCCAUGUUACAGACGCGACUUAAAGAUAUGUAUAAAGAUGCUUUGGGAACAUUCGAAGAAAACGAACAAAAACAAGAAAAUACGAAAAUAAUAUGUUUGCUUCAAGCAGCAUUUGACGCCAUGAGAGUCACGUGUGCCGAUGAAGUCAUUGAUAUGUUUGUACGAAGUGAACGAGUAUAUCAAGACCUCCUAUUGGCUGCUGUGAAUAGACCUGAAGUAUAUGAUGAAAACUUUGUCAUUAGGAAGUUUAUUCCUAUCGAUGUCGACAUGGAGUUCCGAGGAUUUGCUUACAAAGGACAGUUAACCGCUCUUUCCCAGUACAACUAUAUGAUAUAUUCAGAACGUCUUGUGGCAAAGAAGGAGGCCAUUGCUAAGCGAAUUCUUGAAUUUUUUAACGCCUCUGUACAGCCAAAACUCUCCUCAGAUAGCUUUCCACGGGAGUUUAUCAUCGACUUCGCUGUUUGUAAUGUCGAAGCUGGAGAAGAUUCAUGGAAACUCUGGGUUAUUGAAUUAAACCCAUUUCUGUCGUCAACAGAUGGUGCCAUGUUUAGUUGGGAGCACGAGAAAAAUCUUUUGACAGGAAAUGACGGAUUCCACUUCCGUGUUGUGCCAAGACCAAAGCCAGGGUCGCUGACAAUGUUACCAACUAGUGUGAGGGCGAUUUUAAAGGAUUCCUAGGGUAGUGUGGAAUGACGCACCAUUUAAUUUCUAAAGCCAACGCAUUGAAUCUGCAUGUGUUAAGUCUUCUCUCCACAGGAGCCAGUACCAGAGACCGAAUCAAAUUUAUAUUGGAACCUCUUCUAAUAAAAGCUUUAAUCGUCUCAAUUCUCAUUUUGGAUUUAAGCAACAAUUUGACGCUUUGUGCUAUAUAAUUGAUACGAGGGCUGAUUGAUAAGUUGUGAGCCUCAUAUUGAAGGAUUUGAAUUUUGCCGGACAUAUUGUAUUAUUUUUCAACUUCUUCAGUAUCUAUACAAUUUUUCGAGCGGUGUUUAAGGGCCUCAAUGCCACUUUUAUAGAACUACUUUUCUUGACUGUUCAGAAAGUUGUCCAUUGCAUGUUAGGGUUUGGGUUAGGUGCCUGAAAUAGCUGUUUUCAGUUUUGGAAAUAGAUGAAAGUCUGAUGGAGCGAGAUCGGGUGAAUAAAGCGUAUGCUCAAUCAAUUUAAAGCCUUUCAUCCUCACCUUCACCCUAACCCUAACCGGUGUUGUCCAUUUUUCAAAAGCCGCUUGUCUCGUUUACUUUAAGAGUGCUACCUCUUCGAUAUAAACUAACCAAAUGACACCAGUCCUUGGGUACACGGCCCUAUAUAGUCAUAGAAUAGUAGGACUUAAAAAGAACAUCCUUGAAUAUCUCCUUCAAUACGAGGCUCAUAACAUAUCAAUCAACGCUCGUACAUCCAUUACACAAUUGCUGAUGUAUACCCAUGGCUCUCAGGUUCAACAACAUACUACAUGUAGUAUAUUAUAAUUGUUUCUAUUGUAUUAUAUUUCCACGUGCAUGGGUCUGGAACAAGGUCAUGGAAAUAGUAGGUAGAGUAUUUUCCCAAAUUGUAUUUUCCAAAGCCAUGCCAUUGUUGAUUGUUUUCUGUGUUAUUAAGUGUGUGAUUCUGCUGGGUUUUUUCUGUACCAGGGUGACUUGAUGCGUGCAAGUGUGUAUAUUCGAACGUAAAUGUAGCCGGACGCUCAUGCAAGUACGUUCUUAUGCAUGUAGUGACCGUAUAAUUAUAUCUCCCUUUCGAAUGAAGGGAGACAUAUCGUAUUAGUACCGGUUAUUAUGAUUCUUCGUUUUUCUUCUUCGUUUAGUAAUUUCUUGUCCGGGUUAUAAUUUCUGGACCGUUGAAGAUAUGAUGAUGAUGAAACUUAAGAGAGUACUUGCACCACCUAAAGUCGAUGUAAAGUGCACGGUCGUUAGGUCACUUCAAGGUCAAAGUUAUAAUAAAAGCAAAUUUUACAACAA
This is a messenger RNA of Pecten maximus, 2488 nucleotides long. RefSeq names its product cell division cycle protein 123-like. Gene Ontology annotation, cellular component: cytoplasm. The coding region runs from base 105 to 1211 and encodes 368 amino acids. Lineage: Eukaryota; Metazoa; Mollusca; Bivalvia; Pectinida; Pectinidae. The record is from RefSeq and is a predicted model, not a curated record. The transcript is spliced from 4 exons.